CACACCCUCCCCUUAUUUUUCUUGACAUUUUGAGCUACCCAAUGCCAAGUAGAUUCCAAUAUUAAAUUCACAUUUUUCAAGAAAGUCUCACCAUCUCUGCUCCUACUGUAUCAAGAUGCAAACUUUACCCCUUUUUGAAUCUUGACAGAUACAAAAAAGCAGUCUUUUUUUGCUUUGAUUGUGUCUUUUUGUUGUUGCUUUAUAUGGUAAUGUUAAAGAUGAUACUUAAUAAUAUACUUUUAAGGUUUCUUCUUUUAUCUUGUCUGGCUUUUGCUUUAGCUGCUGAUACUCUCCUUUCUCCAAAGGGUGUUAAUUAUGAAGUGGCUGCUUUAAUGUCUGUGAAAAACAAAAUGAGAGAUGAAUACCAUGUGCUUAAUGGAUGGGAUAUUAAUUCUGUUGAUCCUUGUACUUGGAAUUUAGUUGGUUGCUCUUCUGAAGGAUUUGUUGUUUCUCUAGAAAUGGCUAGCACUGGAUUGGCUGGUACACUUUCACCAAGUAUUGGAAAUUUGAGUCACCUUAAGACAAUGUUAUUGCAGAAUAAUCACUUGUGUGGUCCUAUUCCAGCGGACAUUGGAAACCUUCCACAACUGCAAACUCUUGACUUGUCCGGUAAUCAGUUUACUGGUGAAAUUCCAAGUUCAUUGGGUUACUUGAGUCGUCUCAGUUACUUGAGGCUUAAUAGAAAUAAUCUGUCUGGACAAAUUCCUAGACCUGUGGCAAAGCUUACAGGUCUUUCAUUCUUGGACUUGUCAUUCAAUAAUCUUAGUGGUUCAACUCCAAGAAUAUUAGCCAAGGGCUACAGUAUUGCUGGAAACAACUUUCUAUGCUCUUCAACAUCAACAGAAAUUUGCACGGGUGUUCCAGAUACAGUAAAUGGAACGAAUUCAUAUAAACAGGUCAGCAGCCAUCACCGGUGGAUUGUUUCCGUUAUUAUAGGUGUCAGCUGCACAUUUGUGGUUUCCGUGUUGCUGCUUGUUUGUUGGUUGCAUUGGUACAGGUCUAAUAUCCUUGCCACAUCAUAUGUGCAGCAAGAUUGUGAAUUUGAUAUUGGCCAUAUAAAGAGGUUUUCUUUUCGUGAACUGCAAACUGCUACCAGUAAUUUUAGUUCCAAAAACAUCCUAGGACAAGGUGGAUUUGGAGUCGUCUACAAAGGCUAUCUUGCGAAUAGGACAAUAGUAGCAGUCAAGAGGCUCAAAGAUCCAAAUUUCUCUGGGGAAGUGCAGUUUCAAACCGAAGUUGAAAUGAUAAGCCUUGCUCUGCACAGGAACCUCUUACGCUUGUAUGGAUUUUGUUUGACUUCGGAAGAGAGGCUACUUGUAUAUCCUUACAUGCCAAAUGGCAGUGUUGCUGACCGCUUAAGAGACACUAAUCGAGGAACUCCAUCUCUGGACUGGAAUAAGCGCAUGCACAUUGCUCUUGGAGCUGCUCGUGGGCUUUAUUACUUACACGAGCAAUGCAAUCCAAAAAUAAUACACAGAGAUGUCAAAGCUGCAAACAUUUUGCUUGAUGAAAGUUUCGAAGCAGUUGUUGGGGAUUUUGGUCUCGCUAAAUUAUUAGAUCGCACAGAUUCACAUGUCACAACAGCAGUCCGGGGUACUGUAGGGCACAUUGCCCCUGAGUAUCUUUCGACUGGACAAUCUUCUGAGAAAACUGAUGUAUUUGGAUUUGGCAUACUCCUUUUGGAACUUAUAACAGGCCAAAAGGCAUUAGAUGCUGGAAAUGGUCAAGUUCAGAAGGGUAUGAUUCUUGAUUGGGUUAAAACUUUGAACGAGGAUAAAAGACUUGAAGUUCUUGUUGAUAGAGAUCUGAAUGGUUGUUACAGUGCUGAUGAGCUGGAAAGAACUGUAGAAGUGGCUUUGCUUUGUACUCAAUCGCAGCCAAAUUCAAGACCAAAAAUGUCUGAAGUCUUGAAAGUCCUAGAAAGCAUCACCGGACAGCCAUUAGCUAUGGAGGAACCACAAGCUGCAGUAAACCCAUGUGAAGGAAGAACAUAUAGUUUUGCUGGGAAUUACAGUGAUGGUCACGAAGAUUAUUCAUUUGUCAUCGAAGCAAUGGAGCUUUCUGGACCUCGGUGAUCUCUUCUGUCAUUUCCAGGUGCCUGGAAUUCUUUUCACAAAAUUCAUAUUGUAGCAUGGUUAUACAUUUCAUCAUCUGUGUUACUGUAAUAUUUUCCAUCUAUGAUGUAUACUAAAAUGUAUAGAAGUGAUGCUUGCAGCCUUGCAGGCAUAUAAGCCAGUUAGAAUGAUUAAGAAUAGUAUGUUGAUCUGUUUCUUUGGCUUGCUUGGAGGGAGACCACAUUAUGCAACUAGCUUCUUGAAUUCUGAUGACUAAAACACAGAG
Molecule: messenger RNA, 2340 nt
Organism: Daucus carota subsp. sativus
Lineage: Eukaryota; Viridiplantae; Streptophyta; Magnoliopsida; Apiales; Apiaceae
Product: probable LRR receptor-like serine/threonine-protein kinase At5g45780
Exons: 11
Coding region: 204-2075 (623 amino acids)
Biological process (GO): protein phosphorylation
Molecular function (GO): ATP binding; protein kinase activity; protein binding
Source: RefSeq, a predicted model, not a curated record